Messenger RNA from Lathyrus sativus (Indian pea), 531 nucleotides. The record is from the annotation of a GenBank genome assembly. Lineage: Eukaryota; Viridiplantae; Streptophyta; Magnoliopsida; Fabales; Fabaceae.
AUGAGAAUGUUGAAACCAUUGGCGUUAUUCAUUCUCAUCUUGUGCACUAUCCAGCCAAACAAUGCAGAAGAUAUAAUAGAAGAAUCUUGCCAUAGGGCUCCUAAAUAUUUUUUGGAAUGUGUUAAGUACGUGAAACCCUAUCAACCUAGUCCAAAAAAUCCCAUAGAGGUAGUAAUAACCAUGUUUAAUAUAAUGAGAGACAAAGCAGAUACUACCUCAACCAAAAUCAGUCAAGUUCUUGCAGGUAAAGCUCGUCCUGGCACUCGUGAAUAUGAAGCACUUGAGCAAUGUGAUAAUUCAUACAAAGACAUUGAAACAUCUGAUUAUCAAAAAGCCCGUUAUAGUAUAGCCAGAGGAAAUCCUAAAUUUUCACUGGACACUGCAAAUGAUGUGUUACGGAAAGUCAGUAAAUGUGAGGUGACAUUUUAUGGGAGAGCUGGUGGUGACAUACGCACACCACUCACUGAUGAGAAUAAUGAGAUGACACUUGUUGUAACCAUAGCAGCGCAGAUUCUCGGUUCAUUAUUGUAA